Lachnellula hyalina is the source of this 1287-nucleotide messenger RNA. Its product is annotated as Mannan endo-1,6-alpha-mannosidase. Bases 1 to 1287 code for a protein of 428 amino acids. The record is from RefSeq and is a predicted model, not a curated record. Lineage: Eukaryota; Fungi; Ascomycota; Leotiomycetes; Helotiales; Lachnaceae. The transcript has 2 exons. Gene Ontology annotation, biological process: carbohydrate metabolic process.
AUGGCCUCCAGGAUAUCGUAUCCCCAACUCUUGGGCAACAGCACCGAAGUUGGCCCCGUUCUCUCUACGCUCGCGAUGACGGUGUCGAUUUUUUUCUUUCGGCUUCUGUCCCUCUUGGGGUAUGCAAGAUUGACGAUUUCAGCUCCUAGUGGUCACACCAAGGCGGAAGUUGCAUUCAAUACUCUGCAAACAUGGUACAACACCAGCAGCGGGAUAUACGAUACAACAGGCUGGUGGAACAGUGCAAAUUGUUUGACUGCAGUCGGUGAUUUGGCCGCCAUCGACGCUGCUGUUCUCCCAGAGGCAAUAGUACUUUUUCUUAAUACGGCGGUGCAAGCACCAAAAUACAACCUGCAAAUGCAAAAGGUAGUCACUGAUGAUUAUAGCAUAAUCUCAUACUACGGGCCAUCCUUCCCACCAGGCUUCCCCAUUCCACCAAUUCUGAACCCCAUAGGUUUCUUGAAUGGCUAUUAUGACGAUGAGGGCUGGUGGGCUCUUGCCUGGAUCCAAGCUUUUGAUGUGACCCAGAACCCGUUAUUCCUCCAAACGUCAAUAGAAAUCUUCCAUGAUAUGAAAAAUGGUUCUAACACUCCUUGUGGAGCUGGCGGAGGCAUCUGGUGGGAUAAAAAUCAAACCUACGUAAACGCCAUCGCCAACGAGCUCUACCUAUCCGUCGGCGCACACCUCGCCAACCGAGUUCUACUCAACAAGAACUUCUACCUCGAAAACGCAAAAAGCCAAUGGGCAUGGUUCCAAAAGAGUGGAAUGAUCAAUUCCAGAAACCUCAUCAAUGACGGCUUACAAAACUGCAGCAACAACAACGGCACAGUAUGGUCGUACAACCAAGGCGUCAUUCUGGGGGCUCUCACAGAGCUCUUCUACGCCACAGGAGACCAAUCCUACCUCACCACAGCGACCUCUAUCGCCAAUGCAGCCAUCACCGCUCUCCAAGACAAGAACAAAGUUCUGCACGACAGUUGCGAACCCAACUGCGGUGCCGAUGGCUCGCAGUUCAAGGGGGUCUUCAUGCGAAACUUACAAAUAUUGCAAAAAGCCGCGCCGAGCCAAACGUAUGUGGACUUUGCUGCUGCGAACGCGGCGAGUAUUUGGGCGUACGACCGCAAUGCUAGUGAUGGGGUAUUAAGUGAGGUUUGGAGUGGCCCUUUUGUUAAAACAGGCAAUGCGAGUACCCAGAGUUCGGCGCUGGAUGCGUUGAUUGCGGAUCAAGCGUUUGGGGAUAGCAGUGCAGGGGUUAUUGCCUCUAGAGAGAGGGAGCUGCGAUCAUGA